AUGGCUUGUAUCACUGCGAGUAUUGCUGACUUUUUCGGCAAAAUCUUAUCGUUUUCUUCACUCUCCUCGUCAGCUUUUCAGUAUGUUCUCUCGUCUAGUAUUACUGAAGCUCGCGGCGAAAGGUUCCUCCCGGACCUAAAGGAUGGCCACUCAUUGGGAAUGCUCUCGACUUGGGUGGUUCACACCUUUGGCUCAAGUUUACUAAGUGGCGAGAGACAUGGUGACACCAUAUUCCUCAGCGCGGCAGGCCAGCCGGUCAUUGUCCUCAACUCUCCCAAAGUAGUGGCAGACCUCCUCGACAGGCGAGCAGGAAACACAUCCGACCGACCACGAAAUGUCAUCGGAUCUGAGAUGCUGACCGGUGGUCUCUUCAUGGCCCUUCAAUCUCACAGCGACGUAUGGAGACGCAUGCGCCGCGCGACCCACGAAGGCCUCUCCAAAUCCUCCGCUACCGCUUAUCAUCCCGGCCAGAUGACAGAGUCGGUAUCCCUCGCUCUCGAACUUCUUCAUUCUCCAUCGCAGUGGGUCUCUCAUGUCCAACGUGUCAAUGCCUCCUUCACCAUAAACUUCCUGUAUGGCUCCAAUGCGGCCACGGACGGUAAUGCGCCACUCAAGAUGGACGGGAUGGCCACGACUUCUGAGGCUACAGACAGCAGAAUUGCGGAGAUCAAUGAGUUUGCGGAGCGAUUGGCGACUUCAUUGCUGCCUGGAGCGCACUUAGUGGAGUUUUUUCCUUGGAUGAAAUAUAUUCCUGUGAGUGGCGCACAGUCAGAGCUGGACACUGUUGUGGGAAGAGCUCGCCUUCCUACGUUUGCGGACUACGAUCAUCUGCCGUAUAUCAGGGCCAUGGUUAAGGAGUUACUUCGCUGGGGACUUGUUGCCCCAUUCGGUCUUCCCCACGCUUCCACCGUAGACGACUACUACGAAGGCUACAUCAUUCCCGCCAAUUCCUUCAUCAUACCGAACAUCUGGCUUCUCAACCGGGACCCUCUGGUGUGGGGGCCUGAUGCGAUGGAAUUCAGGCCGGAAAGGCAUAUGUAUGAUGGGAGUGAGCUGAGAGUCCCUGCGGAGGCGAGGGAGGAGGGUCAUUUCACGUUCGGGUUCGGAAAUAAUUCAUUGUUCAUGGAGGUUGUGACGAUGCUCUGGGCUAUGAACAUUGAGAGACCGAAGAACCAGGAUGGGCUGCCGGUGCCGAUAGAUUCAGACGGAUGUGUGGAUACGGGACUCACUGUACGUCCAAUGCCGUUCGACAUUAAGGUGACGCCGAGAUUCCCCGAGGUUGUGACGAUACUGGAGCAUGAGAAAGAUGUGUUGAAGCGGUGA
Stereum hirsutum FP-91666 SS1 is the source of this 1323-nucleotide messenger RNA. RefSeq names its product cytochrome P450. The transcript is spliced from 7 exons. NCBI's taxonomy places the organism in Eukaryota, Fungi, Basidiomycota, Agaricomycetes, Russulales, Stereaceae. The record is from RefSeq and is a predicted model, not a curated record. Gene Ontology annotation, molecular function: oxidoreductase activity, acting on paired donors, with incorporation or reduction of molecular oxygen; monooxygenase activity; iron ion binding. The coding region runs from base 1 to 1323 and encodes 440 amino acids.